Acanthosepion pharaonis is the source of this 453-nucleotide messenger RNA. The record is from the annotation of a GenBank genome assembly. Lineage: Eukaryota; Metazoa; Mollusca; Cephalopoda; Sepiida; Sepiidae.
AUGUUGAUUCUCUGCCCACGUAAUUUCUUUCUUUCUUUCUUUCUUUCUUUCUUUCUUUCUUUCUUUCUUUCUUUCUUUCUCUUUCGUUUCCAUCUCAAUCUGCUCAUAUCUAUCUAUUUAUGUAUUCUUUUCAUCUAUCUAUCUAUCUAUCUAUCUAUCUAUCUAUCUAUCUAUCUAUCUAUCUAUCCUUUUUCUUUUUUCUUAACUUUUAAUUUCUUCUUCAUCGAAGUCUUCUUUCCUACAUUUCUUUUGUUAUUGUUGUUUUGUCGUUGUUUGCUUCUUUCGUUUUUUUUCUUCUUCUUUUUUAGUCGUACAAUCUACAUCCGAUCUAUCUAUCUAUCUAUCUAUCUAUCUAUCUAUCGCAUCUGUUCUCCAUGUAUGUAUGUAUGUAUGUAUGUAUGUAUGUAUGUAUCUAUCUAUCUAUCUAUCUAUCUAUCUAUCUAUCUUAUCUAG